This is a messenger RNA of Anopheles stephensi (Asian malaria mosquito), 7134 nucleotides long. Its product is annotated as mucin-5AC. Gene Ontology annotation, molecular function: protein tyrosine phosphatase activity. The record is from RefSeq and is a predicted model, not a curated record. Bases 580 to 4866 code for a protein of 1428 amino acids. Lineage: Eukaryota; Metazoa; Arthropoda; Insecta; Diptera; Culicidae. The transcript is spliced from 10 exons. Gene Ontology annotation, biological process: protein dephosphorylation.
ACGCAUUUUGCUGCACUUGUUUCCAUUCACCCAGUGCGGAUUCAUUCGAAACUUUGCCACCUAGCAAGACGGACGUACGUCGGUAGUGGUCGCGUCACAGUUAGUUUAGUUGGUGUUACACGGGGUAGCAGUAGGGUGUAGCAGAUACAAUUGAAUGAAAACACAGGCAGCAAAAGCGUUUAAAAGUGUGUGUUGUAGUGCAUUAACGAAGUCACUUUAGGCCGUACAGAUUUUAAGCAUUAAUCUCUAGCAGCAGCUCGAUCAAUAGACUUCAGCGAGCGUCGGAACAGCAAGUGACGAACCUUCACCAUUGGCACCGUGACCGUGACGACGGUACCGAAGAACUAAAGAUUUCGGUUUAAAUUCUUCGCAAUACUUUUAACGGAAAGUGCGUUCCCAAGCGAGUGAGCACCAUCCAGCACGUGGGACAGUGGGAAGAAUGACCAGCGCCUCACCGAGUGCUACUGCAUCACACCGUAGAAUAGUGUUUCUGUGAGAGAAGAAGCAGGUGGACAGCUUGGCAAGUCCCGAUUGCGGUAUCGAUUAACCCGGCAGCAAACGCCCCGAGAUCAAAAACAGAUGUUAGAACAAAAGUUUACUCGAAGCAGGACCAGCAUGGCACGAGUCGUGACAUUGGUGGCAUUGGUCGGGUGUCUAGUGCUGCUCUGCAAUCACACACCCUUCGUUCAGGCACGCGUAAUCGUACGACGCCAGGCAGAGGAAUCCGUGCCAACGGCGGCAGUUCCAGAAGCAUCCGCAACGGAGCUAGUGCCGGAAGUGACAACGUUGGUCCCGUCCGGUGAGGAUACGGACAAUAAGGUGGCAACCACUCCACCACGACCAAACGAUCGUUUCGAACAGUUCCCAUCCGAUGGGCUAAGCUCGGACAGUGCCGUGCUAUCCUCGGCAGACGAAAGUGACGAUGAGCUGACGUCUUCCGUGGCGGAAACGGUAGAAUCGAACGAUACGGAGGAUGAGGAAGAACCUACCGCCCGGACUACGGUAGCACCAUCGGCUGAAGAGUCCGUAGCGGCGGUAGAUUCUUCCAUCACUGGGGAGGAAGAUAGCGCUAGUUCCGGCUCGGCACAGGGAACAAACGAAUCGGUAAGCGCCAACAGCCAACAGGAUGCUGACGAGUCGGAUAAGAGUGAAGACUCCACGGAAAUGGUGACCGCAGUGAAUACGGUGGCAUCUGUAGAAUCGGCUGCUAGCAAUGACAUUACCACACCAGCACCAACAGCUGCUCCAGCCCGUAGCUCCGAUGCCACCAAUGAGGUGGGCUCUGAGGGCGAAAGCGCUGCAAGCAGCGGCAGUGAAGGAUCCUCCUCGACCGAGUUACGGACAUCGGAUUCGGAACCAUCGGGUGAAUUGGACCAAAGUUCGAGACCUGAAAGUACGGAGCAGCAGCAGCAGCAGGACUCACUGGCCGAGGAAACCACUACCGAGGUCAGCGUUGAUGAAGAGGAUGUCGUUACAGGUGGCCCGCUCGCCGACACCAACCCAGACGUCGAAACGGUCGCUGACGGCCCAGGCUCCAAUCGUGCCGCCAAUGGCGAACGGGUCGACUUAAGUAGGUACACGGCGCCAUCGAACAGCUCGCAAGGGAACGAAAAUGCCGCCGCUGAGGAGGUAUCGCUCGAUGAUGCGGACAGAGAGCUUACUACGGAGGAACCGUUGCCGGUGACCACGGUUCCGGCGGUCAAUGAAGAGCCGGAAGCUGAGUCCAACGUCGGUGGAGUGCGCGUGAGCGAAAGCGUGGAAAGAAACAGUUCGAUCUCGGUGGAAAGGACACAGAUCGAAACGAAUGCUUACGAGGAAAGCUCGAACGAGGUGGAACGUAACCAGACGGGCACGAUGCCAUCCCGUGCCAAGAAGGGUAAAUUCUUGGACCAGUUCAACGAGGAAACCACCGAGGACAACGAUAUCAAUCUGCCGAACGGUGCUGCCUGGGCAUUGGCCGGGAUGCGCAUGGUGGAGCGAAAGCAGUCCGACGUUGGGCAGGCGGUCAGCGAGAGCACGGAAACGGUACGCGAUGAUAGCGAGAAUGUGGUGGGCAACAACACGCUGAAGCAGCUGAUGGAUUGGGCAAUCAUUAUGCAGCAAGCCGACUUUGCGAACAGUUCGUUCGUCCGGUCGACCGUAGCGUCCGAUGAGCCCUCGAAGGACAGGCGAACGUACGCGAACAAGGUGCCAACCGUGGAGGGUGGCGAUGUUCUGAGUGAGGAGAAUCGACUGACUGCGGUUGUGACGGAGGAGGAAGCACCAACGAGACCUGCCGCUGAGAGUGUGGCUACCGAGGCGGAAGACGCGAAUGUAGUCGACACAACGUUUGUCCCGUCGACGGAGAACCCUGGCCGGGCUGGACAAGAGUUGGAAGAUUUCAAGUUUGAGGAUCGCUCCACUAGCAGCACGACGGUGGCGAAUGUGGUAGCGGUCGGUGGCGAGAGUGGCAAUGUCGUUGCAACUACCACGAGACGUACGUACGAGGUUAGCGAGGACGUAGACGAAACGGAGGUGUCUUCGAGGGUUCGUAAUACCCCGGAAAUUCGUACCACGACAACGACUACCCAACGAUCGGAUGUUAGCACGGGCUUCGGUAUGUUUGAGGACGUCCCGGUAACGACCUACUCUCCGGCGGCACCUAUCCUGAGACGUACCGAGCAAACUACGCCUCCGAUGCCGCUUACGACGAUGAUCACGCGUAUUGCAAGCACGAUGCCUGCCAGACGUCCAACAACCUUGCAGCAGGAUCUCGCCGCCAUGACAACUACCGACGUACCGAUGCGAGAAAUUACAAGCACGGAUCUGGGUAGCUCGUCCUCGUUCACUACCACCGUGUCCAACAGCGAAUCGUCGCCAUUCCUGCGGGAAGGUCCCGACUCUCGCCCCCUAGAACAAGACUCGACGGAAUCGUCGGACGUGACUCAAAAUCUGCUCAACCGUACUGAAGAAAAACCGACAGUGGCCACAUCGACGGCUGCAAGCGUGACAACCAUUGUACCGAACCUGUCCAGCGCAACACUCACGAACAAUGUCGAGUUUGACGAUACUUCCAUCGGUGAGAGUUUGAUAGGCCAGGCGAGUGUAACUACGGAACGUUCCGAUCCACCCCAGCUAACUACCGACGAAUCGGCCGAUGACGGGGGCAAGGUUCCGAUCGUGUUGGACGACAAGAGUGUGUACGAUACGGUUUCGACGACGAUCGUAGCUACCACUACCACGACCACUUCUACAUCCGUCCCAACGACGGAGCUCAGCUCGGCACAGUCGGUUGGCAUUUCGGGCGAAGCGUACACUACCCGCCGAACGAUCGACCGGUCCAUGACGACUACCGAACUUUCGGAAGAGGAAUCCGUCACGGAGGAGGACUACGUUGAGUUGAGCAAUGUGCCGGCUACCGGUGGCAGCAAUCAGCCACAGGGAGACGGUCAGAAUCAGACCGACCAGUCGGCCCAGGCUGUACCAAAGCAGGGCACCAACGGUACGACAGAGCAGUCGCAGGGUGAACCGGCAGCGGAAGAGGAUAACAGUGUGGUCGUCGCUGUGGUCGCUAGCAUUGUGAGCGUGAUCGUGGUGCUACUGCUGAUUGCGGCCUUCAUUGUGUUCCGCAAGCGACAGAAUCAGGUCUCGUACGGACAACGCUGCCGCCCGGUGGGACUGGACGCGUACAGCCUGGACAACGUGUCCGUGUACAAUAGCGUCCGCCGGAAGGGUAACACGGCACGCAUGUCGAAACGAUCGUACGGCAACUCGGCCUUUGAGGAUCCGAACUUCAAAACCAACCCGCUGACGGUGGCCGAACUCGCUAACAUCAUCCACAACAAGACGGCCAUUUACGACGAGUUUAAGGAGAUCCCGAACGUGACGGCCCGGGCCGAUGAGGUACCGGAAGGGUGCGAGGAUAAGAAUCGGUACGCAAACGUAGUUCCAUUGCCGGAAACGCGUGUCCAUCUGAAGCGCAUGAACGAUGAUGAGAAGACGGAGUACAUUAAUGCCAACUUUGUGAAGGGUCCCAAGGAUUCGGCCAACUACUAUAUCGCUUGCCAGGCACCGAUGGAGAACACGAUCAACGACUUCUGGCGCAUGGUGUGGGAGCAAAACUCGAAGGUCAUCAUCAUGGCGACCGAUCUGAGCGAGAACGGUGUGGAAAAGUGUGCCGAAUAUUUGCCACCGUCGGUGGUGCUGGACAACAGCCGCACGUUUGGAGAUUUCCAGCUAACGUUGAAAAAUCGCGAAAACAAGGAGAAGUACACAAUCUCGACGGUGCACAUGCGCCACACGCCCAGCAAUAAUCUGCGCGAGAUCAUGCACUUCUGGUACCAGUGGCCGGACACGGGUGUCCCGAUCGACGAAUCGUCCAUCAUUGGUAUGCUGCUGGAGGCACGUACCUACCUGAAGCUUUCGCCCUCGGAGCUGGCCGAAUUUGCCACGAUCGCGGAGGAAGCGGAAGAAUCGCCUGACGGUGCGGCCAACGGAACGGACUCCACCACUAACACUAGCAAUAACAAUAACAACAACAAUAACAACAAUGCCACUAGCAAUGGUACGGCGGGCGCGGGCAAAGAACCGACCAGCAUCGUCAGCAACGGAGGCACCAUGGACAAGCACAAGUCACUGCAACGAACUCAGGGACCACUCACAGUACACUGCUCACCGGGAACAGGCCGUACCGGAACGUUGGUGGCUUGUGACAUAGCGCUGCGCCUGCUGGAGGUGCCACCGCGUACGGUGGACCUACCACAGAUUGUGUACUACGUACGACGGGGACGGGCCAGCGCCGUCCGGACACGGGAACAGUAUGAACUGAUCUACCGGGUAGCUAACGUGUACGCGACCAAGCUAACGGGACCGACCAUAGAAACAUAGGAAAGACUCAUUUAAAAUCAAGUAUUGUGAGUACGUUCGACACAACUCGGAUGGAGAUGAGCUGAGGUUCCAUCGGUCGAUCGGAUCCUCCAAAGACUCGAUCGACUUUUUAGAGGGGGAGGAGGAGGAGGAGGAGGACGGGGAGAGCAAGAACAAAACCAGGAUAUGAUACAACUCAAAACUAGCAACACACAGCAACGAACUAACUGCCGUACUGAGGGAGCACCACAACCAUCGCACCACCAGGAAAGCGUAGGAAGCUACCGUGCCUUUCCUGUAGGUUCACUUCAAUCUGUCAAUCUGUUGAAGCUUCCUUCCCCUCGACUACACACACACACACCCACUUACUAAGUCGCGAGCGAGAUCGUUAGUGACCAGACACCGUUGGUAGCCGCGGAUGGUGAUGCUGGCUGGGUGAUGGGUUUGCUGAAGUGAGCCAGGCGCUAGCCAGCAUGACCGUCCUGCCACGUGCUUCGGUGUCGGGAUUACUCAUAAUACUUGAUUUUAAUCUCUAGCAGGGACUGGAGAAAAUCGCGAUCAUUCCUUCAUCAUCCCAUCAUUCCAUAGAAGCAGAAGAUCAGAAGGAGAACAAGAAAGUAUUUGCUUAACGUCGAGUCGUCGGCUGGACGGUCAGCUUCUCGGAGAAGUACGCACACGCUGCCUUAAAAAUCCGACCAACAAAAAGAAAGGGAAACACCUUCCGCAAGAAUUGAGCACGAAAAUCUCAUCCUUUCCUGUCGCACACUUUACCGACUUUUCUAACCCGCGCGUGUGUCCGAGUUUUUGUUUGUACAUGUUACAGAACCUCACCGGGUGUCGUACAUGUUUCCCCUGAAUUGUUUCUGUUAAACUUAGCGUAGGUGUUUUGUGUAGCUCAAAAAGAAAACAGGCAGAUAUAUCUAACCGAAUCGUUUAACGAUCAGCUCAAACAAAAACAAAACAGAACGUAAGCUAAGAAGCGAGGACUGCAGGGCGGGCGAUGAUCAGACAACCAGGAACUAUUAUCGGCUAGCCUUGAAACAACCACCAGAGUCACCGGGCCGCGCUGGGAGAGAAGCAGAGAUCGGUGGGAACACUUUGUUUUGUUGCAAUAUAGGACGUAAUGGAGCAGUUAAACUCAAUAUACAUUUAUCAUCUAUGACACUGUUAGGAGUAGGCUAAGAAUUUAGGCUAAGCGAGAAGUGUCCCGCAUGUCCCGAUCGAUAUCUCUCCCACCUAGCCCGUGUGUCUCGUGUGUAGAUUUCAAAAACAGCAUGCCUUCCCGCUGUUGCACGUUGCACGCCGAGAUGAAUUGAACUAAACUGACGAAAGAUUUGAUUAGAAAUGUGAUACUUUAGCUACGGGAUAUUUACACCAGAAGAGAAAAAAAAUGGAGCGGAACGGGAGAAACACACUUACUAUUAUUAUACACGGACUAGAUUUAUAGGCAAAUUGGGGAUGAGAAAAGCUGUUGCUGGAGCGCGUGUGAAACGUGUGCUACUCUGAGGGUACGUGUAGAAUCCCACUUAGACCAACGAUACUGGGCAGGGCAUGAUAGCUUUGCCGGCACAAAUUGCACAGGAUCCCGAUUUCAUAGGCUAACACGUGCUCCAGUUUUGUAAAGCGGAAGCCCCUAACUGGUGUUCGCUUUCCGGUUUGUUUUUUGUACAUUUGCCCCACUACUGUGUGUUGCAUAUUUAUACCAUACCAUCUCCCACACAUACCUGAUAUUCUGUGCUUAAGGAUAUCCCUUUUGCUCUCGUUAAAAAGGGUGGUUAGGUUUGCUCCACUGAAAUGGGAAAACAAGCUCAAAUUAAACGUGGCACAACAAUGCAGUGUUUUGUGCAGUAUUUAUCCUACAUUCUUUGGUGAAAAGCGAUUUGUUUGGACCAUCACCACCACAAUGAGCACGGAACUAAUGUCCAUGUCGAGGCUGAAAAAACUUAAAGUAAUAAAAGAGCAAUUGAAAGAGAUUUCUGGAUCCGUGUACGGGGCGAAGGGUGCUUUGUAAAAGCAAGCAGUAAUCCUCUGCACCGUACUGUGACCACCUGCUAGGAGCGUGGGUUCGAUAUUAUUAAAAUAAUCGCAAAUGUUUUUUGGGUGCUAUUACUUCGGGGUUAGGCAUAUGUGUGAGUGGUGGCAAAAACUGCAAAAGGGUGGGUACCGCACGCACCGUCCGGACCGGUACCUUUGCUAGAGUCUAUUUCGAUGUUAUAAUUCCUAAGCGUACCGGCCAGCCGGUGGUAGCGCUAUAUUAGAAGAAAAAUAUUAUUCGGAAAGAAAAAUGAA